AUGGCGUUCCUCACGGUUCAAGAGUCGCUAACUUGGGCGAUUCUGUUCUGGAUGGUGGCGUUUCUUGUCUCAGCAGCGUUAGUGGGCAUCGUCAUGUACAUGCUCAUCUGUAUAUCGGACCUUGAAAACGACUUCAUCAACCCGCAUGACGCCGCCAGAAGAGUUAACGGAUUCGUUUUUCCAGAAAUCUCCCUUCAUUCCGGCCUGACCGUUGUCUUCGCCCUCACCGGCCACUGGCUCAUGUUCCUUAUCAACCUCCCUCUCGCCCUCUACCACUUUCACCUAUACCUUAGAAAAGAGCACAUGGUGGAUGUGACAGAAGCUUUCAACCAAAUUAGCGUUCAAAGAAGACGGCAACUAAUUAGAUUCGUCAUCUACCUGACUUUGAUGAUCGCCACGAUAUUCAGGAUGGUGGAGAGAGGGGUGACAGCAGUAAUGGAGAGCCAUGGUGGAGCAAUCCAUGCCAAAGUUUUAGGAAACGUGGCAGGCCUCUCCAACAUGUCUUCUAUGUAG
Molecule: messenger RNA, 513 nt
Organism: Closterium sp. Naga37s-1
Lineage: Eukaryota; Viridiplantae; Streptophyta; Zygnematophyceae; Desmidiales; Closteriaceae
Source: the annotation of a GenBank genome assembly